GCGCGCGAGACGACGUACAGCUCGUCUGUGCACGAUCGUUAAGUUGCAGUACCUGUGCUCAUCGUAGCUGCACAACGCUGGCAGCCAUUCGCCAUCGCUGUGAGCCGCAAAGACCCUGUGCCCUCACACAGCCAGCGGGCAAGUGGCCGCACGCCGCCGUAGCGCGCGCACGAAUCACGCAAGCGCGCGCACGAAUCACACAAAUGACGAGCUCGGCCAUCCACGGCGACGAGGACGUGGAACUGAUGGAGGUCGGGACGGAGGGCCUCUCCUGGGCCGACGCGCGGGACCGACUAGCCAGGGAAGGUGCAAAUAAACCGAGGCCACCAUGCGACUGUCCCGCCGUGGUCUGUUGUCUGUUGCCUUGUCUGACGUCGCUGCCGUCGAUGCGGGCCUACGCGCGCUGCGUCACGGAGGACGCGUGCGUGCGGCGCGACGGCGCCUGGAACGAUGUUGAUGCUGUCGAUGUCGUACGAGGCGACCUCGUAUUAGUGCAGGAAGGGGAACUAGCGCCGGCGGAUCUGCGCCUCGCGUCGUGCACUGAUGAUUUUCUGGUAUCAAUGCUACGAUUGAAUGGUGUUGACGCACCCGUCUCGCUCAAAGUCGGCGACUCUGUGCCAUUAGGUGCUGAAUGCCUCAGAGGAAACGGCAAGGGUGUCGUCAUAGCUAUUGGAGACAACACGAACCUCGCCAGGAGGAUACGUAGUGGACGGUGGCCACCAGCGCGGGGUAGAUCCGCGCGUUCGAGCGAGACGACCAAUUCCCCGCUCAACGCCAUCGCCGCGACAAUUAACAUUACUAGUCCUUACUCCCAGGGCACCGCAGCAUUGUAG
Pelagomonas calceolata is the source of this 833-nucleotide messenger RNA. Lineage: Eukaryota; Pelagophyceae; Pelagomonadales; Pelagomonadaceae. The record is from the annotation of a GenBank genome assembly.